Molecule: messenger RNA, 1254 nt
Organism: Camellia sinensis
Lineage: Eukaryota; Viridiplantae; Streptophyta; Magnoliopsida; Ericales; Theaceae
Product: ras-related protein RABH1e
Molecular function (GO): GTPase activity; GTP binding
Source: RefSeq, a predicted model, not a curated record
UCUCCCAAACUAUAUAUACAUAUAAAUUUAUAAAUUGAUUGAAAUCAAAGCAGCGUCGGUUGCAUCAUUCCUAUUUCUCUCUCCUCCGAAACUUCCUCUCUCUCUCUCUCUCUCUCUCAACGUUUGACAACAUUUGAGAAACAUUAGAUUAGAUUAGAUUCAGAUCUGUUCGUCUCAAAACGCAGAAAGAGAGAGAGAUUGAGAAAUCAAUUCUAUGGCGGUCGUGUCACCUCUGGCCAAAUACAAGCUGGUGUUCCUCGGCGAUCAAUCCGUCGGCAAGACCAGCAUCAUCACUCGUUUCAUGUACGACAAAUUCGACACCACCUAUCAGGCUACCAUUGGCAUUGAUUUUCUGUCAAAAACCAUGUAUCUUGAAGAUCGAACUGUCCGGUUGCAGCUUUGGGACACUGCUGGACAAGAGAGAUUUAGGAGUCUCAUUCCAAGCUACAUCAGAGAUUCCUCCGUUGCAGUGAUUGUCUAUGAUGUUGCUAAUCGACAAUCUUUCCUGAACACUUCCAAGUGGAUUGAGGAAGUACGUACAGAACGAGGCAGUGAUGUCAUUAUUGUUCUUGUUGGGAAUAAAACUGAUCUUGUUGAUAAAAGGCAAGUGUCAAUUGAAGAAGGAGAUGGAAAGGCUCGUGAAUUUGGAGUCAUGUUCAUAGAAACCAGUGCAAAAGCAGGAUUCAAUAUCAAGCCUCUGUUCCGAAAGAUUGCUGCUGCCUUGCCAGGGAUGGAAACCCUUUCCUCCACAAAACAGGAAGACAUGGUUGAUGUGAAUUUGAAGCCUACUGUGAACACGUCUAACACAGAGCAGCAAGGGAGUGGUUGUGCAUGCUAAAGAAUGUAUUUAGGAGGAGAGAGAGACAUAGAGAAGCAGUUUAAAUAGCCUAAUAGCAAAAUGGAAUCACAAAGUAUGAGACACUUCUGAAGUAAUUGGAGAUUGCAGCUAUUUUGAUGUUUGCUCUUCAAUAUGACAAGCAUGAUUUUGAAGAUGGCUAAUUUUGAAGUAAUAUGAAUUGAUGCUUGCUCUUCUAUACAACAGCGAUUGUUUCAAGUGUUUGGAGAGAGGAAGCUGCAAUUUCUGCUUUAAGCUACUACAAGUUGUCAGUUUCCAGACGUGUUUUGUUAAUUGUCCUCACUAUUUAUUCUCAGUUUUUUUUUUUCUUAAAUGAAACCUUCAUAUGUUUGUAUUUGAUUUUGAAUCUGUAUUUUCAGGAAUUGAUUUUCAAUAGAUGAUCCCUUCUAGUAUUAUUA